CGGGUAACGUGGAUGACCUCAGCCCGUCGGCCCGAGGUAAACAAGGCUGGAGGAGCUGCGGCUAGCGACUGUUCAAGAGCCCGUAUUCACCGACUGACAGACAUGGAAAAGAGAGCGAAGGACUUCGGGGUUUCGUGGCUGUGAUCACGUUAAACAAGUCUACCAUCACACUCCAUCCUUAGAUCUGGAUCUGUCUCCUCAGCCAUGUCGUCACGUGUGUUGCUGCGGCAGCAGCUGAUGCGAGAACAAGCCCAGGAGCAGGAGAGACGCGAGGCCCAGCACCAGGCCUCUGCCUCUCAGCUCCGGGCCUCCGACUCCACUCCAGCCAUCUCUGUCACACUUCCCCCAAAUGCUGCCCGUCCCCCUCCGGCCCAGGUGCCAGUGGAGGUGCUAAAGGUGCAGACCCAUUUGGAGAACCCCACCAAGUACCACAUCCAGCAGGCACAGAGGCAGCAGGUGAAGCAGUACCUCUCCACCACCCUGGGCAACAAUGCAGUUACUCAGACCCUGGGGUUGUCCCCUGUGCCGCAGUCCAGCUCUGCUCCUGAAGUUGCCGCCACUGCGAGCAGUGUCCCCAACAGUCCCAUGGCUCUGCUCAACAUCGGAUCCAACAAGGAGGAAAUUGACGAUGUGAUCGACGACAUCAUUAGUCUUGAAUCCAGUUUUAAUGACGACAUCAUUACGUUGAUUGACUCGGGUCUUCAGUUACCUAGCACGCUCCCAGGAAAUCUUUUGGAUGUGUACCAUAGCCCUGGAAUGGCAGCAACCACUCUCACAGUCAGCAACUCCUGCCCUGCUGAUCUUCCAAAAAUUAAAAGGGAAAUAACAGAUGUAGAUUCCAAAGCAAUAAUGAAAGAAAGGCAGAAGAAAGACAACCAUAACCUCAUUGAGCGGAGGCGCAGAUUCAACAUCAACGACCGUAUAAAGGAGCUGGGGCAGUUAAUACCCAAGUCAUCUGACCCAUAUGGCAAUGACGACAGAGAGAUGCGUUGGAAUAAAGGCACCAUUCUGAAAGCCUCUGUAGACUACAUCAGGAAGUUGCAGAAGGAGCAGCAGAGAGCCAAGGACACUGAGAUGCGACAGAAAAAGCUGGAGCAAGCAAACCACAGUCUGAUGUUACGCAUCCAGGAACUGGAAAUGCAGGCAAGGCUCCACGGCCUCUCCAAUUCCACCAGCAUCUCCUCUGGUCUGGGCUCCGACCCCUCCCUGCUCCAGCAGCAGUCGAUCCUACAGAGUGGCCAGUGUCUGCCUCCCAGUGCAGGAGGAGUGUCCUCUCAGAACCUCCUCAGUCUGGGGGCCAUUGGACAGCCUCUGCCUGCCUCCUUCCUGUCCCCGCCCUCCUCGGACUCUCCUGCAGGAGUCACCUUGAACAGCCCCUUGGACAUUGGCAGCCUAAGCUUCGCCGAGCUGGACGACCACUCGGCCUCAGCGCUCUACCCUGACGUGAGCUUGGGAGACAUUCUUAUGGACGACGGCUGCACCCUGUCUCCAGAUAGGUUAGGGGACCCACUCUUCUCCCCUUUGUCACCAGGUGCCUCUAGAUCCAGCAGGAGCAGCCUUGAAAUGGACGAGGACUUGUGAUGAGCCCUGUGUGGUGGUCAGAGACUUAGGGACAAGAAUGUCAGGAAGUGCAGUCUAUCGUUAAAUAAACAUGAGUCGGUUUAUAGUACUAUAGAAUUGAAUUUAGAAAAUCCAGACUAGCUAACAUACAGAUCAAAAGUAACAUCAACUUUGCAGCAGGAGAAAGUAACUUCUUGUUGAAUUAUUUUCUUUGCUAUACAGACCGAAUUCUUCUUCUUCGUGUUUGGAGCAGGUCAGAUAAUUGUUUCUAGAUUUGUAAAUGCAAUCUUAUGAAAACUGAAUAUUGUAUAUAUAAUAAGGCAUGGAUUUAGCAUUAAGAAAGGAUAGAUUAUUUUUUAAGAUUUUCCUCUGAGAUUGAACAGGGAUUUAAAGUUUGUUUGAAUUUAUUACAGCACGUGCUCAUUUAUAGGGAAAAAAGCUGUGAGGUUUCUUUUUCAUGACAAUAAUGGCAUAACAAACUUAUUAUUAAGAGAUGCCGACACACAAUAUAUGUUUUUAUUUUUGGUUUUUAACUGACUGGAAUCAGGGUUUGUUAAUAGCAGUCGCACACUCAUCUAUGUUGGGUUGUUUCACCAGCAGCUUCAGAAGGGAUCUUUGUAAAAUGGAUUGGCACAUGUGAAAUAUUUACGGCAUAUUGUAUAUAAGAAUAUUUUAUUUUGAGCAAUUUUAUUGCACCUUAUUGUAUGGCAGUCUAUGCAUUUUAUGAGAGCUUUUUGUCUGUUUGUAUUCCUUUUACAUACAGUGGACAACUGAUGCCCAGGUCGCAUGUAUCUGUACUAAACCUUAAGAGCAGUGGAGAAUCACUUGCUGCUGCAGCUAGUUAGCCAAAGCAGGACUUCUUCCAGAGUAGCUACGGAUUACAUUUCAGCGUUUUAUUUUUUACAUAUAUCCACUCAGUCAGUGGAAAUGCAAGACAGUGCAGAACAAUUGUAUCUUUUACAAUAGUACUGUAGUUCAUUACAUGUUUUUUGGAUACCUGAAUAAUAGUUUGAUGAGUAGUUUCUCCUGACUAAUAUCUGUGUUGUCAGUAAUAGUUUGUCUCACUAAACCUCGAUGAUCACCGAAUGAUUUUAACUUGUUCGCAUGUUCAACCAAGAUUGUGGCUUUUUUUUUUUAAAGAUCAAAAUUGAUAUAUCUGUUAUUUGAUCACUGUAGUAUGAAUUCAGAGGCCGUUAACCUUUUAAACCAACCACUAGUCUCAGUGAUGUAACAAUAAGGUAUAACUGUUUGUUGUGUCAAAACCUACAAUGCAAUUAUUAUUCUAUAAAAUUGCCACAAACUUAAGAAAGGCAUUUAUUUUGUCAGAUGCUUUAAGAAAACUUUAUGUUCAGUUAUUCAACGUGUUUGAGAAAGUACCUGCAUAUGUGUAGUUGUUGGUUUUGUUUUUUAACACUGAUGUACUGUAUUUUAUUUCCAGCACAACCUCCAAGUUAAUGACACAGUAACAUUUUUAAGUAUUCUUUGAGCUGUGGUAAAAAACCAGAUCACAUUAGGAAUCAUAAUACUUUAGAUCGUGGUACUGAGUGACAUCGAUUGGCGUUUAGAGGGGUUUUAAGGAAUUGCUCUGUUACGCUAAUUAUGUCGUUCCCAGUCCCAUAAAGUCAAGUAUCUAUUUUCAGCUAUUUCAACUCAUACUUAAUCACUCUCCACAAUAUUAACCUGUCUUACCCUGACGUAUGUUUGAGUGCUAACACGGACUGUUAACCAUAAACGUAACAUUUGUGUCUUGUCCCUACAUGUUGGCUUUCAGAUGAUUUUAACAAAUAAAUGAUUCCCAUUGG
Hippoglossus stenolepis (Pacific halibut) is the source of this 3362-nucleotide messenger RNA. RefSeq names its product transcription factor binding to IGHM enhancer 3b (gene tfe3b). NCBI's taxonomy places the organism in Eukaryota, Metazoa, Chordata, Actinopteri, Pleuronectiformes, Pleuronectidae. The coding region runs from base 205 to 1581 and encodes 458 amino acids. The record is from RefSeq and is a predicted model, not a curated record. The transcript has 9 exons. Gene Ontology annotation, molecular function: RNA polymerase II cis-regulatory region sequence-specific DNA binding; protein dimerization activity; DNA-binding transcription factor activity, RNA polymerase II-specific. Gene Ontology annotation, cellular component: nucleus. Gene Ontology annotation, biological process: regulation of transcription by RNA polymerase II.